Molecule: messenger RNA, 1111 nt
Organism: Cryptomeria japonica (Japanese cedar)
Lineage: Eukaryota; Viridiplantae; Streptophyta; Pinopsida; Cupressales; Cupressaceae
Product: mitochondrial inner membrane protease ATP23
Exons: 5
Coding region: 159-719 (186 amino acids)
Biological process (GO): mitochondrial protein processing; mitochondrial proton-transporting ATP synthase complex assembly
Cellular component (GO): extrinsic component of mitochondrial inner membrane
Molecular function (GO): metalloendopeptidase activity
Source: RefSeq, a predicted model, not a curated record
AAUAUAUUUUUUUUAACUUUUUAAGCAGCACUAAAGUCAAAAAAAUCUGUUUUAAUCUCUGGGGUAGGGGUCAGGGUUUAAGCAUUUCAAAGAUAUAUACCAUUACUUCGAUUGAAAAAGAGCACGGUAGGCCUCUUACGUCUUUCUGCAUUACCGUCAUGGAGGAGCCUCCUACUUCGUCAGCUUCGAGGGGCAGCACAAUCGAGCAGACAGAAAGAAUGAUCGAUGCAAGUCUCAGAAUCCCAACCGUUAAAUUCCUCAUCGAGCAUUUGGCGAAGUCUGGGUGUUCGGUAGGACGGGAUUUUUUCAAGGCAGAAAAAUGCGGUCAAUCGGUCAGUGGUGGAUACCAGCCAGGACAUGGGAUUGAAGUGUGCAGCAAUCAUGUGACUUUGCAAGACGAGGUAAAUCAAGUCAUAAUUCAUGAGCUAAUCCAUGCAUAUGAUGAAUGUCGAGUGGCAAACCUGGAUUGGUCAAAUUGUGCACAUCAUGCCUGCAGUGAGAUUCGUGCAGGUCAUUUAAGUGGUGAUUGCCAUUUCAAACGUGAGUUAUUGAGAGGCUAUUUUACUCUUCGUGGGCACGAGCAAGAGUGCGUGAAAAGAAGAGUUCUAAAGUCUGUCAACAGGAACCCAAGUUGUUCUGAAGAAGCUUCAAAGGAAGCAAUGGAAGCUGUUUGGGAUAUUUGUUACAAUGAUACCAAGCCUUUUGAUCGAGCAAUGUAGGUUUUGAAAUUUUGAAUUGCUAAUUUGAUCGCAAUAAUGGCCCUUCUUAAGCUAGGGAAUAUUUUUUGAAAAAGAAAUUAUAAUAAACUGAAGCUGUGAAGGUUUCGAUUUUUUUAAUUGUUAAAUUUGAUUGAAAUCAUUGUCCUCGUUUUACUCGGCCAAUUCAUACUUUUUGGGAUGUAAGAAAAGUUCCCUUAAAACCAGUUAUUGUUAUGUAAGAGAAGUUUUUGAAUCUACGUACGAGUUAAUGAGUUCAAACUCUUUUCCACGGGCAUACAAUGAGUUCCGUAGAUCUAACAAUUGCCAUUGAAUAUGUCAUCAAUAAUUACUCGUCUCAGAAUUGAUCUUCAAAUUGAAUGCAGACCUCCAAAUAUGGUUAGUAUUCAAGAUAA